GAAUAACCUCAGCAUAAGGUCGUACCACGCAGCUAGACUCGGUCUUAUUUAUUGCUAUAUAUAUACGAACAAAAAUAUCAAGAAUUUACAAGCUUGGCAACAGAACCAAUUAAACUAAAAUGGCCUUGAAUUCAAUCUCUAGUGAGCAAUGGGUGGAUGGAAUUGGCCAAAUUUGGGAGAGGUCGAUCACCAUUAAUGAUGAUGAAGUUCGUGUUUGCGUGUUUCACGUGCCCAAAACCUUGAGCACAAUGAAGCCAGAGGCUUAUGUCCCUCAGCAUAUAGGUUUGGGACCAGCUCAUCAUUUCCAGCCCAAACUCUAUGCCAUGGAGGGAUACAAGCUGGCUAAAGUGAAAACAUUUCUGGAGCCAUACAAAGUCUUCCAACUCCAAAAGUUCAUUGAUGAAUUGUUGAAGACCAAUUUCGUGCUUACAAUCCGGGCAUGUUACCACAAUCACCUGCCCUUCAGUGAUAAUACAUUAGCAUGCGUAAUGGCCAUCGAUGGCUUGUUUUUGCUCGAUUUCUGUGCUACUUACAACAAAAUUGAUUUUUCAGUUGAUUUUGCAGGUAGGAAAUUGACAAAGGAAGCUUAUAUCCUUAGGGAUAUUAUGAUGCUUGAGAACCAACUUCCGAUGAUCCUGUUACAGGAAAUAUGGAGGAUUCUCCAGAUUUUUUCAUCUUCUGAUCAUCAAGUUGAUGCUGUAAGAGACUUUGGUCCGCCACUUUUUUAUAAGAAAAUAUCUCCCUUGAAAUUUAUAGUUCCAAGUUUAUUUAUCCCUACUGACAAACCGGCCGUGAACUUGUUGGAUUUGAUGUAUCAAAUGAUUCUGAACUAUCGGGGAGAGGGGUCAACCGCGGGUAGUGUGAGUAAAGACAGAUCCAGUGCAAAUGUAUUUCCAAAUCCAAUCAUACAAAAUUUGUGUAGGGGAAAUUUUUUUGAUCUGCUAUGGUUUAGAAAUGUCAAUAAAAAAGCUGGCGAAGUCGAAAUUAAACUGUUAGAUGAAGAUCAUGAAGUAGCAGAAGAUUCUGAUUUCGGCCUCAACACAAUAUCCGAAGACAACAAGGUGGACAUUAAUAAAGAAGACAGUAAGACGACUAGUACUACGGCAGAGGAGAUCAAAAUUCCGUCAGUGUCACAACUUAUUAAUAAUGCUGGAUUAAAGUUCAGCUGCCUAAAAGACAAAGGAGGCAUCAGGGACAUUAAGUUUGAUGAAAAGGAAGUCACUCUCUACCUUCCUCUCAUCACACUCGAUGUUAAUUCAGAAGUUAUACUCCGAAACUUAGUGGCUUACGAAGCAUCGUCAUCUAUGUCUGGCAUUACACUUGAGCUAGCACAAUAUGUGGAUCUCAUGUGUGGGAUUAUAGAUACUGCAGAGGAUGCAAGGUUGCUGAGGGAAAAAAAAAUCAUUAAAGGGCAUUUGAGGGAUGCUGAAGUUGCAGAUAUCUUCAAUGGGAUACCUAAAUCCAUGGGGAAACCAGAUGAGAAGUCUAAUCAUAUAGAAGACCGUCGAGAAAGUGAACAACUAUUACAACAAUAUAUGGAAGGUCAAGCUUUCUAAUCUCAUCAACGAGUGUCUGUAUCACUUUCAGAAGGUUCUCAAGGCUUUCACCCCUAUCUUUCUCUUGCUUGUGCUAGUUCUGCAGGUAUAUCGUAAGGUAGAUCGCUGUAAUUAAAGAUCUUCGUUUCCAGAUAUGUAAUUAUGUAGGUAAUGUUCUGUACGUUGUUUUGGGUUUUUUUUUUUUUGGGGGGGGGGGGUUUGUGUUUUUCUUGGCUAUGUAAAAUAAUGAAUGUUAUUGUAAGAUGAAAUAAAUUACUAUAUUAAGUUGCACCU
Messenger RNA from Cornus florida, 1829 nucleotides. RefSeq names its product putative UPF0481 protein At3g02645. The record is from RefSeq and is a predicted model, not a curated record. NCBI's taxonomy places the organism in Eukaryota, Viridiplantae, Streptophyta, Magnoliopsida, Cornales, Cornaceae. The transcript is spliced from 2 exons. Bases 120 to 1556 code for a protein of 478 amino acids.